AUGCAUCGAACAGUGACAAAUCGUCAAAGAGCUGAAAUUCAAUUAGAAAGUAUUCUUAAUGAUCCUGAAGUUCCAUCACCAAUAUUUGCGCAUCGUACAAGUGAUCAAGUAACUACUGACGAAUUCGCAAUUGAAGCAGUAUCAAAAUUACUUAGUACUCAACCAUUUAUUAUUGAACGUCUUGUAAAAAUAAUUUAUCCGUUAAAAAAUGAUGAAAAUUCUAGAACAUUAAAUAAAUUUGAAGUACAAAAAUUAACACGAGUUUUAAAUGGUGCUGUGGAUGUUCGUACCCUUUUAUUUUUCAUGAUACUUGAUGAAAAUGAUAAGAAUUAUAUAACAAAUCGUGGAUUAUCACAAUUUUAUGAAAAUUAUUUAGAAAAUCUUAAAACAUUUGAUAAUGAUCGAUUGCAAGAAGUUAUUCAAGUCUUACUUCAAAAAUUUCAUCUUGAUCAAAAAUUACAAAUUGAUUAUGAAGAGUUUUUUUCAAUUGUUUCAAAGGAUUCAACUUUACUUGAAACAUUAUCACAAUUUACUGUUCAUCCAACAUGGUUUAUUGAAAGAUCAUCGUCUUCAUUAAAACAACGAACUAGAUUAGAAAAGUUUUUUUCAAACCUUUGUUGGCAAAAAACAAUAUAUGAACAAGGACAAAAAAAAUUAACUGUUGAUUACGUUAAAGAUAAUCUUUCACAUAUUAUUUUUCUAAUUCUUUAUUUAUUAGUUAAUCUUGUUUUACUUCUUUAUGUUGUUAUUUAUCAAUCAAAUGUAACUAAAUCACAUGUAAUUGUUGUAUUGGCACGCAUUGGAGGAAUGUUAUUGAAUUUUAAUUGUUCAUUAGUUAUUGUACUUAUGCUUAAACGAACUAUUUUACUUAUUCGAACAAAUAUUAUAUUAAGAAAAUUAAUACCUGUCGAUGAUCAUAUAAGUUUCCAUAAAUUUGUUGGACGUGUUAUUGUAGAUCUAGUUAUUCUACAUGUCAUUGCACACAUGGUUAAUUUUGGAAGAAUGAAAGAAUAUUCAUGGAGAAUUUAUAUGUUCACUACAAUUCCUAACAUUGGAUGGUUUAGUGGUUUUGCACCAUUAAGUGGAGUUAUUUUAUGUGUUAUUCUUGCAAUUAUUGUUUUUUGCUCAAUGGAAUGGAUUCGACGAAGUGGUCAUUUUGAGGCAUUUCAAUUUUAUCUUAUUAUUUAUAUUAAUAAAUUGAAUAAAUGGAUUAUUGGUCCUUUGUCAUUACUUUUAUUAGAAAAAUUUUACUCACUCUUAACACGUUAUUCAUCACGUAGUGGACGAACACAUCUUCAUUCAGUAACGAUUGAACAAUCGAAUGUUAUUAGUUUGUGUAUUCAUCGACCGAAAUAUUUUACUUUCAAACCUGGUGAUUAUGUAACCAUCAAUUUACCUCGUGUUGCACUUUAUGAAUUUCAUCCAUUUACUAUAAGUAGUGCACCGGAAGACACAAAUUAUCUUACUGUUCAAAUACAAGCGGUUGGUAAUUGGACAAAACGAAUUUAUCAACAUUUUAAAGAUAUGUCUGAAGCUGAUGCUCAAGAAAAUCAUGUUAAAGUUUAUCGUGCUGAUCUUUAUCCUGAACAAGGGAUUGCUAAACUAGAAAAGAAUAUUCAAAAAGAUAAUCUUGGACGUGUUGAAAGUAAUUUUGAAGAUGAUGAAAAUGAAACUACACCAUCAAAUCUGAGUACAAAAUCAAUUAAACGAGAAUAUAUUGUUAUUAAUGGACCUUAUUCAUCAAGUGCACGCUAUGUAUUUGAUUGCAAGCAUGUUGUACUUAUUGGUGGUGGUAUUGGUAUAACACCACAUGCAUCAAUAUUAUCAAGUCUGAUGGCUCAGUUUCGUGCAUCACGGAUUGUAUGUAAACAUUGUCAAGGCAUAAAUUAUCAUACUAAAGGUCUUGAAGGAAAUUGUUCAUUAAAAAAAGUUGAUUUUAUUUGGGUAAAUCGUGAUCAAAACAAUUUUGAAUGGUUUCUUAAUCUUCUUCGUCAAUUUGAACAAGAACAAGAGUAUUACUUAGCAUCGAAUUCUGAUGAAAAACGUUUUCUUGAUAUACAUCUAUAUUUUACAGAAAUUAAACAUGAUGACAAUAUUGGUUAUGUACCACUAGAUCUUGUCACAAAAGUUUGGGCAGAAAUAGCAGGUCAAGAUAUAUUUACAGAUUUAAAAUCUAAAACACAUAUUGGACGACCAAAAUGGGACGAAUUAUUUAAUAGUCUUAUUUCAGGUGAAAACAGUUCAACAGCUAAUGAUGUUAAUGUCUUUUUUUGUGGACCAUCAACUAUGGGAAAAGUUGUUCGAGAACAUUGUGAAACGUAUAGAUUUCGAUACUAUAAAGAAAAAUUUUGA
Molecule: messenger RNA, 2352 nt
Organism: Rotaria sp. Silwood2
Lineage: Eukaryota; Metazoa; Rotifera; Eurotatoria; Philodinida; Philodinidae
Source: the annotation of a GenBank genome assembly